AUGCAGGAACAACUGGGGGGCCACGAGUACGUGCGGCAGCCCCAUCGAAAGCGUAUCAUGCACCCCAUAGCCAACGACGACAUCGCUCUGGAUGGUUUUCUUGACGACUACCACUUUGACGCAUUGCUAGCGGGCGACAGCUUUCCCGCUCCCUCUUCCUCUUCAUGUGACCGUGUUGUCACAAGGGCCACUGCAACCAGGCAAACCCGAAGUGUCCCUCCGAGUUCUCAGGAAUCGGUCCAUGCCGGACUAAUGUCCGACGCUCGCAAGGCAUCCCCAAACCCACCAUCCAAUAGUCAAAUCGAGCGCUUGUUCAACUCGCUUGUCACCCGAAGACCGACGCCCACGCAGCCAAAGCCAGCCCCAAGUCAUCCUUGCGACACGGCACAUGUGAUUUGGACGCCCCCCACCCCCUUACGGACCUCGCGAGGUGCUUCAACGAUAGAAAAUCUGACCAGCGUCAAGCGAUCUCAAGUGGCACCGAAUGCCACCGCCCCUACACCAGCCAGAACGCAUCGCAAUGCUGUAUUGCAGGCCACGCCGCUGCGAUUGGAUGCGUACCUCCAAUCCACGACCCAAGGUGAAGUCCCACCGGUCCGAAGUGAUUACGCCCCAUUCGCCACGCCCCAUACCCAUUCGAAACCCAAAGGCCGAAAGACUACCCAGACUGGCCCUCGCUCGUCCCCCCAGCCGAUCCACACUACACCACAUUCCUCAGCCGCUAAGCCGGCGCGAAAUGACCCUCCACGCAGUCGUAUUUUGGGUCAUAUGACUCCGUACGCCACUUUGACCGGCCCACAUUUGUCCCCCAGCGUCCACCGUCACCAAGCCGACCACAAACCCUCUCCCAAACACUGA
Molecule: messenger RNA, 858 nt
Organism: Aphanomyces astaci
Lineage: Eukaryota; Oomycota; Saprolegniomycetes; Saprolegniales; Verrucalvaceae
Exons: 2
Coding region: 1-858 (285 amino acids)
Source: RefSeq, a predicted model, not a curated record